Acanthosepion pharaonis is the source of this 486-nucleotide messenger RNA. The record is from the annotation of a GenBank genome assembly. Lineage: Eukaryota; Metazoa; Mollusca; Cephalopoda; Sepiida; Sepiidae.
AUGUUUCUCGUUUACUUUUUCAUUUUUAUUUCUUAUUUCCUUCUUUUUCCAAAUUUUCCUUAUUUCUUAUUUUUUUUUUUUUUUAUUUUUUUUUUUUUUCUAUUUUUUACCGUUGUUUACUUUUCAUUUUUAUUUUAUAUUUUUGCUCAAUUCCAUUUUUCUUUUUUGUUUUCUUUUUUUUCUUUCAUUCCUUUUUUUUUUUUUUCGUCUUUUUUAGUCUUCGUUUUUUUUCUAUUUUUCAUUACCGUUUUUCUUUACUUACCAUUUUUUUUUUCUUUUAUACCUUUUUUUUUCUUAAUUCCUUUUUUUUUUUUUUUUUUUCUUUUUCUCUUCAUUCCUUUUUUCUUCUUCUCUUACCGUCUUUUUCGUCUUCCUUUUACGUUUUUUUUUUCUUCUUCUCUUUUUACCACCUUUUUUUUCUCUUACCACCCAUUUCUUCUCCUUUUACAACCUUUUUUUUUUCCUUACCUUUCCUUUUACCACUAA